GUGAGAGAGACAAGUACAAUCACCCGGUUAGGUGAGAAUGCGAGUCAAUCGCUGGAAUCAUUUGUGAUUUAGACCUUUGAUAGAUAAGUAACACCCCUGGAGCACAGGUGAGACUGCACUUUUGCAAACACAAAACUGGAUUAAACGCAUUCGGUUAGAAGAAAUUGAAGAACAACCGAAUUAUGCAACGCAUUGCUAUUAUUGGAGGAACCGGCAUGACCGGCGAAUGUGCUGUGGAUCACGCCCUGGUGAAGGGUCUCACAGUGAAAUUGCUUUAUCGUAGCGAGAAAACUGUUCCAGAACGAUUCAAGUCAAAAGUUGAACUGGUCAAAGGCGAUGUGACCAACUACGAGGAUGUACAGCGCUUAAUAGAGGGUGUGGAGGCAGUGGCCGUCAUUCUGGGUACUCGCAACAAGCUAGAGGCUACCACGGAGCUUUCCCGCGGCACUGAUAACCUUAUUAAGGCUAUGAAGGAGGCAAAGUUGAGCAAAUUUUCCAUCGUCAUGUCCUCGUUCCUGCUGCGUCCGCUCAACGAGGUGCCUCCAGUGUUUCACCGCUUGAACGAGGAACACAAGCGCAUGUUGGACCUGACCAAGGCUUCUGGACUGGAGUGGAUUGCCAUACUGCCGCCGCACAUAGCCGAUGAGCCGGCAACCGCAUACACCGUAGUACACGACGAGGCUCCCGGCCGUCUAGUUUCUAAAUACGACCUGGGAAAGUUCAUUAUCGAUAGCCUUGAGCAGCCCGAGCACUACGGCAAGGUGUGCGGCAUUGGCAAAAGUCCCAAAAGUGCCUAGAGCAAAGAAUCGUCCAUUGAGAUUGUGACCAAUUGCAGCUGAUCAUUUAAGACGUACAAAUUGUAUUUGAUAUUCCUGUCGUAACCCUAAUAAUCCGCCAAACAUCUACAUACCCGUAUGUAAUGUGAGCGCACAAUAAACUUUCCAUUUUAGAAGAUA
Drosophila eugracilis is the source of this 956-nucleotide messenger RNA. RefSeq names its product flavin reductase (NADPH). The record is from RefSeq and is a predicted model, not a curated record. Bases 183 to 797 code for a protein of 204 amino acids. The transcript has 2 exons. NCBI's taxonomy places the organism in Eukaryota, Metazoa, Arthropoda, Insecta, Diptera, Drosophilidae.